AUGUCAGCUCUUUAUCCACCUCUUCCUGCAAUUCCUUCCGCUCCUCAGGAGAAUUUAUUUGACGGAGAACCAUACAUUGUGAGAGAUGCGUUUGGACUAUACGAUUUCAUAUCUCAUUUUAAGGUCUUGGCCCGAAUUCCGGUAUCUCGACUUGAAGAGACCUUUCUCGCCAGGCUUUGGAAAGCUCUUCUUGUCGUUUUUCAUGUCUUCUGGCCGCCUCAUUUUUUCUUCGUGAUUCUUGCAAUUUGCCAAGUGAACUCAAAACGAAUGAGUCCUAUUUAUUGCUUUUCAUUGCAGGUUUCGGUGUUUAUCGGAUACUCCUGGAUCGAAGGAUCGACAAAGAAUUGCCCAGGGUGUUUUGAAAAUCGAAAAAUGGGAACAUCGGGGAUACUCAUCUUCGAUCCUCAAAAAGUGAACCAGUUGUGGAGAUUCGUCACUUACUCGUUAAUCCAUCUUAAGUACGUUGACUUCCGUUUCUUUCUUUUCAUUGAUAUCGCAACUUUCAGCCUCGGUCAUUUGCUGCGUAACGUCACGGUUCUGGUUAGUGUCGGAUAUCGGCUUGAGAUGACUUCCUCGUUUUCCAAAAUUGCUGCCCUUUACGGGUUAUCGGUCUUUACGGGAGCCGUUUUCCACUACAUCGUCAAUCCGUCUCAAAUGUUGCUUGGGUCGUCUGCAGGAUCGUUUGGAUUGGUGUUCGCUCAAAUCAGCAAUAUCAUUCUGGUACAUUUUUAUUUAAUUUUUGAUCGCGCUACGACAGCUUCUUGCAGAACUACUCGGAAAUCAAAGUGUCGCGCAUUGAAGCGUUUGGACUUCCGUUCAUCGUCGUCUCCGAUCUUCUCUGUAGCUUUUGGGAUCAGAUGAAGGCAAACGGCUGCGUUGAGGCUAAUAAUUCGGUAAUUGCUCAUGUUGGAGGAGCUCUAGGUGGUUUUUUGUUAGGAUUCUCUUUAAUAACUAAUAUCGAAGUAACCAAGUAUGAAUCAGUAGCCAUUAAAAUAACGUUUGCAUUUUAUUUUUUGCUUCUUUUCUUGUUGUAUUUUGUUCAUGUUGCUAGACCGUUAGAUUUUUUGUUUGAAUGUGAUAUAUAGUUUUCUUCUCUUUCAGUUUUCUGUUCAAUACAAAUGUGAGUACGAAUUGUAAGAGUUACUGAUUUUGUAUAAAUUUGCAUGCGCGCAGCGCAUGCCAUUUUACUCGACUCUGGGUUGAAGGAUACGUGUGGUUGGGUCGCAUUUGGUCACUAAAAUAAUGGGAAUGGCAUGGUAUGGCAAAUGGACCGAAGCGAGCGAAGCGAGCGAAGGUGAGUUUCUUUGCUGUUGGUGCUUUUAGCUUCAUGCGUUCGGGGUGCUUUGAGAAUUUCUUCACUGUUAGUGUUUUAGCUUCAUGUUUUCGGGGUGCUUUGAGCAUUUCAUAACUAUUGGUGCUUUUAGCUUAAUGCGUUUGGGGUGCUUUGAGAAUGUCAUCAUUGUUGGUACUUUUAGCUUCAUGCGUUUGGGGUGCUUUGAGAAUUUCUGCACUGUUGGUGCUUUCAGCUUCGUGCGUUUGGGGUGCUUUGAGAAUUUCUUUACUGUUAGUGCUUUUAGCUUCAUGUUUUCGCGGUGCUUUGAGCAUUUCAUAACUAUUGGUGCUUUUAGCUUCAUGCCUUUGGGGUGCUUUGAGAAAUUAAUCUCUCUUGUAGUACUGUAGUAAUGGGGUAAGACCAAAUAAGGCCCUUGUCUCACUCUGAAAGAGUGAGACAAAGCUAGAAAAGAAAGAAAGAGAGAGAGAGAGUGAGAGAAAGUGAGAAAAAAAAGAGAGAGAAUGAAAAAGAGAGAGAGAGAGAGAGAGACAAAACCAGAAAAGAGAGAAAGAGAGGUAAAGAAAGGGAGAGAGAGAGAUAGAAAAAGAAAAAGAGAGAAAGAAAAAGAGAGAAAGAGAGAGAGAAUGAGAGAGAAAGAGAGAGAAAGAGAGAGAAAGAAAGAGAGAAAGAAAGAAAGAAAGAAAGAAAGAGAGAGAGAGAGAGAGAGAGAGAGAGAGAGAGAGAGAGAGAGAGAAAGAGAAAGAGAGAAAGAGAAAGAAAGACAGAGAAAGAAAGAGAGAGAAAGAAAGAGAGAGAAAGAAAGAGAGAAAGAAAGAAAAAAAUGAGAGAAAGAGAAAUAGGAAGAGAAAGAAAGAGAGAGAAAGAAAGAGAGAAAGAAAGAAAGAGAGAAAGAAAGAAAAAAAAGUGAGAGAAAGAAAAAUAGAAAGCGAGAGAGAGAGAGAGAGAGAGAAAAAAAAAGAGAGAAAUGGAAAGAGAGAGAAAAAACAGAGAGAAAGAGAAAAAGGGAGAGAGAGAAAAUGAGAAAUAAGAGAGAAAGAAAAAGGGAAAGAGAGAGAAAGUGAGAAAAAAGAGAGACAGAAAGAGAGAGAGAGAGAGAGAGAGAGAGAGAGAAAGGGAAAGAGAGAAAGAGAAAAAGAAAGAAAGAAACAAAAGUGAGAGAAAGAGAAAUAGAAAGAAAAAGAGAUAGAGAGAGCGAGAGAGAGAGAGAGAGAGAGAGAGAGAGAGAGAGAGAGAGAGAGAGAGAGAGAGAGAGAGAGAGAGAGAGAGAGAAAGAGAAAAAGGGGGGAGAGAGAAAGUGAGAAAUAAGAGAGAAAGAAAAAGGGAGAGAGAGAAAAUGAGAAAAAAGAGAGACAGAAAGAGAGAGAGAGAGAGAAGUAAAGAGAGAAAGAAAAAAAGAAAAAAAAGUGAGAGAAAGAGAAAUAGAAAGAGAGAGAGAAAGAGAGAGAAAGAGAGAGAAACAAGAGAAAUAGAAAGAGAGAGAAAGAGAGAGAAACAAGAGAAAUAGAAAGAGAGAGAAAAAGGAGAGCAAGGAAGCCUGCGUCUAGGGCUAACCUGAUCAGUAAAAAAUUGACCCCGGACCGUUUUUUACGCCCCGAAACGACCGGAAAAAGACAUCGAUUCGGGAAUACGAAACAUGACACUGGAUCGAAAUUUUAUGUUCAGACAAACUUGUUGUACCACCCGACGAAAAACGAGUACUACUUCUUCGUAGUUUUUCUGUAUCCACAAGCCGAGACGCGAAUUUUGGUCUGUGUGCCCUCAGUGACAUUCCGAUGGGCUCUAUCCUUUCAAUAUUGCUGCUCUUUUUACCGCCGCCAAACGGUCGGAAAAAUACAUUCUUCUCUGCCCACACUUCACUGAGCAGUUGUUUCGCGAGACCCUGACUACUGUAGUCCUCAAAAAUUGACCCUACUGGUCUAAACGUUAGACAUUUUCGGGCUCUUCCUACUCCGGGCAAGCAGUAUCGAAUACGACCCCAUAAGAGAGUCGGCAGAACGACCCCGGGUGGAAAUGAGUGUGUUGACUUAAUUGAUGCAACUCUGCUCUGCUGAACUCUCUUCGAGACCCAAUCUACAGUAGUCCCCUGAAAUUCGAAAUUGUGGCCUAAAGGUGAGGCUUUUCAAAUUUUUCGGGCUCUUCCUUCUCCGGUCAAACAGUAUCGAAUACGACCCCUAAUAGUGUUGUGAAAACGACCCCGGGUGGAAAUGAGUGUGUCGAUGCAAAUCUGCUCUGCUGAACUCUCUUCGAGACCCAAUCUACAGUAGUCCCCUGAAAUUCGAAAUUGUGGCCUAAAGGUGAGGCAAACUCUCCUCGACGGCCAGUCUCAUUUUUUUCUUUGUUUCUAUGUUCUAGUUCUCCCGGCCGCCCUUUUAGACGACCCUUCUCGGUUUUUUGGAAACGACCCUUCCCGGUUUUUUGGAAACGACCCCUUAUUGUCUUACUGUUACAUACAAGGAAGCUUACAAUUUGAAAUUGACCCCGGGUCGAUUUCAAAAAAGGUAGACGGUAUAUCCAUAAAAAAGUUGACCCGUUCUUUUGUAGACUCGAGCAAAUACUAAAUUUUUGCGUUUUUCAGAUGGAUCCUGGAGAACCAACGACAUCUAAGAAGAAAACGGCAAAACGAAAGUCGAGUGAGACUACGGAAACAAGUUCAACGUUGACUCGUUCGGAUAGUGAUGAUGAUCUCAUUAUAGUAAAACACAGUAAUUGGACCAAAAAAGCUAAAAGCAAGUUUUAUAACGACCCGGGGUCGUUAAUACAUAUUUUGUACAUCAAAUAUCACUCAGGUAUCCAAAACAACUCUGGGAGUUUGAUUCAGAACGAACAGCAAAAAAGUAAGCACAUCAAUCCUGCAAGUAAGUGAAACCAAUCUAAUUAUGUAGAAUAGUAGCAUCCCCGUGCGUGCUUUAGUGUCCAUAAUGCUUGGACUACCUGACGUCAAAAAGUUCAUCGAAUCAUGUUCUACACUCAAUGAACAAAACACAGUUAAUGGGGCAACUUCUUGUCGUACUGUGGAUGAUCAAAGAGAUAAAAAUGUUGAGGUACGGUGAGAAUUUAAGAUGGACCUCCACACACACCUUUUCUGUUUUUACAGACUUUUUUGCAUUUUUUCCGAACGACGGUUGAGUCGAGAAAAAAUGAUUCUAACGAUGACAUUCCACCUCAAUGCUUACCAGUAUGUUGAGCUCAAAUAGGUGCAAUUGGAUGAAACGUAUUUACAGGAUCUCACAAAGUUUGAACAAUUCUUUCGUAAACAAAUAGACGCUGGUUUCGUAUCACAACAUCUGCGAAUAGGAAACGUUUCAAUCAGUACUAUUCGAAGAGCAGCCGCCUCCGCUGUUUUAUUUCUUUGCUUCGCGAAGUUGAAUAGCUUUUGCACACCUGAUUCGCGGACAAUUGAAGAAGACUCACUUACACUGUUUAAGGCUUUGAGUCAUGCAGAAAAAGCCAACGUUGUAGUGAAAUUCAUACUAUGGUAUGAGCAAAUUCCGCCCUGUCGAAUCUUUGCUUCGAAAGUGCUCGCUUCAAAGUUUACCCAGUGUGAGGUUUUUUCUUUUUUUGAAGAUGACAAAUGUUCACCGAGUUAAAACCUAGAUAGCUAGGGGACAAAACGAAACUACCUUGUUGUAAUCGUAACGACCCCGGGUCGUUUUGUUUUGUACUUGACUGUUGAUUUUGCAGGUCGUAUUGAAACCAAAGAAGCAGGCACAUUGUCAACUGUCGUUCGAGGACUUUUGGCAUACUUAACCUAUGUAGGUGGAGUUAGCCCCAGCACUUGUAAAACCCCAACUGAUGAGUCAAAAUUAAUUUGGAUGAGUGUAAAGUGAGUAGCUAGAAAAUAAUCUCAAACACUUUUGUGGAUUUCAGAGAGGCAUUGAAGGGUUGUGAGAAACGAAAAGGCGGAUCUCUCAAUCUAAGUCAAUACUCAAUGAGCUCCGUUGAUUUGGUAAAAAUGAUGCAAAGGGCUGGCUCCGUCACAACCAUGUUUGGCGUUCAAGCUUACAUGCUAGCAUUGUUUCUUGUCGGGUUUGGUCUAAGAGUAGGUAGCAUCCGGAAUCAAUGGAAUCCGGGUAAGCUCAGCUGGAAUUAGCAAUAGCGAUGACUACACAUAUACUCUCUGUUUUACAGAAUUUAUGAAAGAGAUCAAUGAUAUGUCCGAGUCGGAAGAUAGUGCGGAUGAGACGGAGGAUAGUGCAGAUGAGUUUGACGACAAUAGGUCUGUAGUGGACGAUGAUGAAGCUGUGAAGACUAGAAGUUUGAAUGUCGACUUUGACACUUUAAAUGCUAAAGAUGCCGUUAUUUAUCGCGAGCCACGUAAGCACGACGAUCCGCCGUCGACUGUUCGUCUGAGGGUCGAGCUAUACGUUUCAUCUUCAAAGACACAUGGACAAAAAAUGUACACUCCUCAACUCCAGGGAUUCAGCUAUCCACAAAUUCUGUCCGAUGGUACAUGUGACUGGUCCCCAAAUGCAGCUAUUGCACUGGCAGCACUUUCCGUUAUGGUAGGCUCCACUGAUGCUCAAAAAAUCACCAGUAAUGAAUUCGAGCCCGAAUACGGUACAGACCUUAGGAUUUCAACAAAUUCAGUAUCUAUUGGGCAAGGGAUAUCACGUUGUCUGCCUGAAGUAGACGCCGAGUUUUUGCAGUAAACGACCAUUAUUCCGAGCAUGUAACCGUCAUGGACAAACGACGGGCUUCCCUAUGAGAAACGUAAGGAGUGCUUUGACGUUUGUCGCGGAUACUCUCCAGUUGCCUGCUUCAUUGUUUACGUCGCGCUCCUACAGGUACAAACUGGUCGACUUGUAAAUAUGUAAAUGAUUAGGAUGAAAUGACAAAAAACGACCCGGGGUCGAUAUAUCACCGGACAAUAGAUAAAUUACAGAUGUGGUUUUGCUAAAGACAUCAUUACAUCGGCCGUUCUACGUGGAGAUGAACAUCAAAUUUUCACAAUUGAAGACGCAAAGCAGUGUUUGUUCACCAGCGCAAGAUGGAGAUCUACUCAAGCGGAAAAAUACAUUUCGUGAGCAUAUCUUUAUUACGUAAAGAUUAACCAAGCCGUUGUUUUUUGAGGCGUUUAACUGCAAGUGUUGUGUCUCGUGCCGUUUCGGAUGGAAUUAGUGUUAUAGAUUGGCGAACUGCCGUAUUCCAAACUUCUGUUCUUGCUAAAUACAAUUACACCCACUUGAACAUGUCGGAAUUGCAUGAUUAUGUUGUGAACAAUUCGGAGGUAACUGUUGCGCACCACAAGUCAAGACUAGCUGAUAUUUUUCAACUUUUAAGAAUAAACAAGAUGCUGAGGGGCACUGGAAAAACAUGCCAAAAAGUCAGAAAAGACAUUUAUUGGAUGUUACAAAUGGUUUCAACUUUUCCAAGGCUCCUACUAAGUGUCUAUCUCCUGAAGAGCAAUGUACAUUUUUGAGACAUCGUCCUGUGCUAAAUGUUCUAGAAACAUUUCAUCAGAUUCACCGUUUUAUUCAAGGAGAGCACUGCUACGAGGCUUUUGCUGGCUACGGCAGGUUUGUACAAAAAUAUGGUUCUUUCCCCCCCCAUCAUCCUUUGUCUUCUUUUGCAAAGUUGCCAAAGGCAUUCCCAACCCCAGUUUCUUGGUGAGUCGCGCGCAGAGGGUGCAAAGACGCUCUACCGCACUCCACGUGUUUGAAAACACACGCGUGACUGUUUGAGGUUUUUAGAAGUCAGCUUUUAAGUUAGACUCGUGUUAAUCGUCAACCGAUUGUGCUUUUAUCUGGUUUUUCUUUAUCUGAUUCCUUUUUCUGGCUCGCAGAGCAUUAAAUUGUCCGUUAUCUGAUAUUUCCGUGCGUGCGUAGUGUUGCUUGUUUUCUUGUUUGGACCCGACACCCCUUUUUACAAGUGGGCUACUGCAACAAUACAAAAGCAUAAAAAAGACCCCGGGUCGUUUUGAACUUUCGGGCCGACUAGUCCUGUGUUUGAAAUCAAUCUCAUUUUCAGGGGACAAUGUGGACCUCCGUACCGGUGCCCAGUGAUCUCUUGUAAAACAAUUCUUCAUUCAACUAUUGAUUCAUCUAUCAAACACUGGAACGAAGUGCACGAGAAAAAGAAACAGAAGCACCAGUAUUUGUGUUCUCAAUGCGAUGAUUGUGGAAUUAGCAAGUAAGAAACAUGAAGAUACACAGAUAUUGUGAAAACUCUUGAUUUACAGCCACACGAACUAUCUCCGACAUCAGAGGAAACACCAUCGAAAACCAACCGUCGAAUUCAGAUGGCAAUUUUUAGGAGAUUCAUGA
Molecule: messenger RNA, 7557 nt
Organism: Caenorhabditis sp. 36 PRJEB53466
Lineage: Eukaryota; Metazoa; Nematoda; Chromadorea; Rhabditida; Rhabditidae
Source: the annotation of a GenBank genome assembly